Messenger RNA from Rhagoletis pomonella (apple maggot), 976 nucleotides. Its product is annotated as O-acyltransferase like protein-like. Bases 45 to 959 code for a protein of 304 amino acids. The transcript has 3 exons. The record is from RefSeq and is a predicted model, not a curated record. NCBI's taxonomy places the organism in Eukaryota, Metazoa, Arthropoda, Insecta, Diptera, Tephritidae.
CCCUAAGACCUAACCAUUUUUAUGUGCUUCCCAGACUGGCUCCCAUGUAUUUCCUAGUCAUCGCCAUGUCAGACUUUGGUGCGGCAUUGUUCGACAACAUCACUUUAUUUCACAUCGAACACAAAAUUCAAGUGAAUUGCGCAAAAUAUUGGUGGCGAAAUGUAUUCUUCAUACAAAAUUUCUACGAUCACAAUGAUGCUUGUGCGCUGUGGACCCGGUCGCUGGCAUGCGACAUGCAAUUUUCAAUAUUGGCCACAGUUUUGCUCUUCACAUAUGUCAAACACCUGCGUCGCGCAAAACUCUGCCUUGGCACGCUCGUCUUCGCCAGUAUUUUGAACACCGACGUCGUCGGCCUCAAAUUGAACUUCGAUCACACACUCGAAUCCACGUUUACCUAUUUGACAGAAAUCUACACCAAUCCUUGGUCGCGCAUUCUGGCCUACAUUUGCGGCAGCAUUGCCGGCUGGUGGUUCGUAGAGCAGCGGCGACUACCAUUUGCUUUGAGUAAAAUUAUGCAGCAAUUGUUUGGCUAUUUGCUGCCGCUAGUAGUGCUCGGCUGUAUAUUGAAGCCAGCCUAUACGAAUCUUUCGCCACUGGCAGCCACUUCAAUUUUGCUAUUGGAACGGAUUAUCUUCAGCUUGGCGUGUAGUAUUUUGAGUAUGUCCAAUGCGUAUGGCCAAAUGCGUUGGUUUUUUCGCUACAUCGAGUCGACUGUGUUUGAGAAAUUCAACCAAGUUUCUUAUGCAAUAUUUAUGUUGAAUCCAAUUUUCAUAUUUGCGUUGCCAGGUUUUAGCCAAUCGAAUUUGUACGCCAAUCCUUUGAAUGUGCUAUUCGAAUACAUUGGAGUUGUGGUUACUUUAGUGUUAUUUUCAACACUUUUUACCUUACUCUUUGAUAUACCCUAUCAAAAUUUAUCAAGACUGCUAAUCAUUCGUCAAGCAAAGCGGAAAAUUGCCUAACUCUUGAAAAAGUAUUU